Messenger RNA from Pantherophis guttatus, 4934 nucleotides. It is a transcript of the gene FZR1, whose product is annotated as fizzy and cell division cycle 20 related 1. Gene Ontology annotation, molecular function: anaphase-promoting complex binding; ubiquitin ligase activator activity; protein binding. Gene Ontology annotation, cellular component: anaphase-promoting complex. Gene Ontology annotation, biological process: positive regulation of ubiquitin protein ligase activity; anaphase-promoting complex-dependent catabolic process; positive regulation of anaphase-promoting complex-dependent catabolic process. The record is from RefSeq and is a predicted model, not a curated record. Lineage: Eukaryota; Metazoa; Chordata; Lepidosauria; Squamata; Colubridae.
AGAGUGGGCGGGGAAAAGGGGAGGGCAAGAGAGUCGGAUCGGCGCCAUAUUGGAUGGCUCUCGCUGAGGGCAGCCUAUUGGUCACUCCCUGGUCUCCAUGCACAAAAAAAUUGUGUGAGACUAUUAUAAGACACCUUGGCUCUUUCCCUCCACUGUCCUGCACCUGUCCAUCAUGGAUCAAGACUAUGAAAGGCGCCUUCUCCGUCAGAUCAACAUCCAGAAUGAAAACAUGAUGCCUUCUGUAACAGAUAUGAGGAGGACCUUGACACCUUCUAAUUCACCCGUUUCCUCCCCUAGUAAACAUGGUGACCGAUUCAUUCCUUCCCGAGCUGGAGCAAAUUGGAGCAUCAGCUUUCAUAGAAUAAAUGAAAAUGAAAAGUCUCCAAGUCAAAAUAGAAAAGCAAAAGAUGCCACUUCAGACAAUGGCAAAGAUGGCCUUGCCUACUCCGCCUUGCUAAAAAAUGAACUCCUUGGAGCCGGGAUUGAGAAAGUCCAAGAUCCACAGACUGAGGACAGGAGGCUGCAGCCCUCCACGCCUGAGAAGAAGAGCCUUUUCACGUAUUCCCUCACCACAAAACGUUCCAGUCCUGAUGAUGGCAACGAGGUUUCUCCAUACUCCCUCUCCCCUGUCAGCAACAAAAGUCAAAAAUUACUUCGAUCACCUCGAAAACCCACAAGGAAGAUAUCCAAGAUUCCAUUCAAGGUUUUGGAUGCUCCAGAACUUCAGGAUGACUUCUACUUGAACCUAGUUGAUUGGUCAUCCCUCAACGUCCUUAGUGUUGGUCUUGGGACGUGUGUCUACCUUUGGAGUGCUUGCACUAGCCAGGUGACGCGGCUGUGUGAUCUAUCUGUGGAAGGCGAUUCUGUUACCUCUGUAGGAUGGUCAGAACGGGGCAAUUUGGUGGCAGUUGGGACCCACAAAGGUUUUGUACAGAUCUGGGAUGCUGCAGCAGGGAAGAAACUCUCAAUGUUGGAAGGUCACACGGCCAGAGUGGGUGCUCUGGCAUGGAAUGCAGACCAGCUAUCUUCUGGCAGUCGGGACCGGAUGAUCCUCCAGAGAGACAUCCGGACGCCUCCCUUGCAGUCCGAACGGCGCCUUCAAGGCCAUAGGCAGGAAGUGUGUGGGCUGAAAUGGUCCACAGAUCACCAGCUCCUAGCAUCUGGUGGGAAUGACAACAAGCUCCUUGUCUGGAACCAUUCCAGCCUCAGCCCCGUCCAGCAGUAUACAGAGCACCUCGCGGCAGUCAAAGCUAUUGCUUGGUCCCCUCAUCAGCAUGGGCUCCUCGCUUCAGGAGGUGGGACUGCUGACCGCUGUAUACGUUUCUGGAAUACCUUAACUGGACAGCCUUUGCAGUGCAUUGACACAGGGUCACAAGUGUGCAACCUGGCUUGGUCCAAGCAUGCCAACGAACUGGUGAGCACCCAUGGAUACUCACAGAACCAGAUCCUAGUUUGGAAAUACCCGUCCUUGACUCAGGUUGCAAAGCUAACUGGGCAUUCCUACAGAGUCCUUUACUUGGCAAUGUCACCAGAUGGAGAAGCCAUUGUGACAGGAGCCGGGGAUGAGACACUGAGGUUUUGGAAUGUUUUCAGCAAAACUCGCUCUACCAAGGAGUCUGUUUCAGUUCUUAACCUCUUCACCAGGAUACGGUAAAAUCAACCCACGGACUAUAUUUUGGGGUCAAGACCACUAACCGGCGUGCAUGGAGCCAGAAGCCUGGAUUUGGGGAGAGGGGGUGGGUGGGAACCGGGGGGCAAGGUGUCAAUCUGUUUAGAGGGGACUCAGAGAUACUUAUUAAAUACCUGAGUAUGAAUGCUAUUGAGCAUUAUUUAGGGGGGAGGGAUGGGUGGGAAGGGAAGGGAAGCUGGCAAAAAAAAGAAGAAGAAAUAUUUUCUUGUCCUCCAGGACAGGGGACAAGUGGGAGAAGGGCUUCAGAGAGAGGAGGAUCUUGAAGUGUGUGUCUGUGUGUAGUGUAUGUGAGUGAGAGAAAAAGAGAGCAAGUGCCCAAGUGUGCCUGCCUGUUGGAUGAAUUUAAAAAAAAAAGGAAAAGGAGCAGGGGUCAUUUUAGGUCCUGGCCAUGAAGAUGAAUAAAAGAAAACAAAUUUUGUGUAUCUGUAGAAAGUAAGACAGCUCUGAUGGAAGUCUCGCCAAUGUGGUAAGUGGCAAAAGAGGAAAGACAAGUUUGCAGAAUUUAUUUUCCAAGGCGUACAGAGUUUGGCGAUGUCCAUUCAGUGGCAUUUGGAUGGACCCCUGAGUGCAUGGUGGCUUGGUUUGUGGGAGCGGUACUGAAAAGGGGAAGAGAAGAGUACUUUUAUUUAAGCCUUAAUCCUUCUGUCCUCUAGUUGUGCUGAGCGCAAACAAGUUGUCAGUCUCAGCACGGCUGGGAUAGGGCCUGAAAAACAGGAGGCCAAACUGGCUGCUCAGACAGCAGGGAUGAGUGUUAUUCUUUGGGUGUAUUCAACUUAGGGAAGGCAGUAUUUUUGCAGGCCACAUACGGCCCCCUGCAUCCUUUUUUAUUGCCCUCAGAACACCUCUGCAGUGGGCAAAGCCAAAUUUUUAGCCCAUUAUUUGUGCUUUUUUUUUUUUUUAAACAGUUGGAGGAACAAUCGUUGAAUAUACUUAAGGAACAAAAUGGAGGUGGGGGAAAUUUUGCCAUCUUGUUUUCUAAAGCUGGGGUCUCCAACCUUGGCAACUUUACAACAUGUGGACUUCAACUCCCAGAAUUCCUCAGCCAGCGCAUGGGAGUUGACGUCCACAAGUCGUAAAGUUGCCAAGGUUGGAGACCCGUGUCCUAAAGGGCUGCUUUUCCCCUUCUGCUGAUGGGAAAACAAGGCUUAUAAGAGCCAUCCAAUGCCUCAACUCCUCCUCCCCUUUCCCGGACAGAAAAAAGGGGCUAAACGUGUUGAGUUCACCUUCUUAGCGAUGGCAUUUCACCAGCCAUAACCCCACAGUCCCUGGACCAAACAUCUCUUUUAGAAGAAAGAACAGUCGUUGGCUGAAAAAAAAAAUUACUCAUCCCUUCCUUAGGUACACCAAAAUAAAGCGACUUGUCCCCAAAAAGCACAGCAAUGUUUUUAUGUUGAACAUUUCAUAGGCUCAGAAUGAAGAGUUGAUUUUGAAGAGUUUCCAAUGAGCAAAUAAGCACAAGUUGCCCGGCGAGAGCCGAGAGAACAGAAGUGUUGGCUUUUAAGCUUGACUUGGGAGCAAAUGUAAAGAGAUUCCAGAGAUUUGAAAGCUGAGGCUCGGCAGCUUCUGUUUUGGUGUGUUGGGGGGGAAAAAACGUUACUUUUCAAAAGGAGAAAAACAUACAAGUUGAGUUCAUCCUGUACUUAAAAAAGACAAUUUGUAAUUUCGGCUCUUAGGAUUGAAUGUUAGACCGAUGCACUCCCUUCUUUGUCUCCCAAUAUUAAAAAUCGGAUAACUUAUGGCUCGUCCAGAAUGAAAAAUAAGAGACCAAAUUGAGAAUGCAAGGAGGGAAUCAAGAGUUUAUAUCUAAUAAGUCAUGAUUCACCCUGAAGGAGCCAUAGGUUUGAUGGAUUUAUGUUUAGUGUUAGGAAGAAGUAAAUAAAUGGAACGAUUUUGGUUAUAUGAAGUCCUGUAAUUCAGUCCAAAGUGAAUUUUUAAUUUUAAUUUUUAAAUUUGGUUGAGUAGGACAGAAUGAUGUUGUUUAUUUGAAGCCCAGUCAGAAAUGCCAUGAAGGUCUGAGAUAUGAAGACUACAGCACUUGAGUUCUACGUGUUGCUUUUAAAAUCAGUGUAUUUUGUAUUUUAGCAGCCCUUACUCCUCUUUGUGAAGAACUACCCCAGCUGUACAAACUGUUGCUUGUUUGAGGUGUCUUUGCACUUAAUAGAAUAUUUGCAGAAGUCCAGUUCUCUUUGUGAGCAUGUAGGAAUCAACCUGUGGCCCUUCAUGCAUCGUGUGUAUGUUCUGGUCUUCCUCCAGCUUUGUGUUCUGUUGAUGUGGGAACUCCAGUUGCUAUCAUCCUUGAGCCCUUUUGACCAAGAGGGUUUAGGAUUACACUGAUUGUAGUCACAUAGCACCAGACUGGGGGAAAUACUGGAGUUGAGGCAAAAUGUUCUGCUUCUUAGACUAUGCAAGAAGUGCUAUGUACAAAUAUCACAUAACCAACUGGAGUAUUCUUGAAAGGAAGUACUGAAUAGAGCUCUCCUGUUUCCACACAGAAGGCAGAGCGUUCUCCUGGGUGGCUAAGAAUGCGAAUCUUGGAAAGAUUCUUUCGGUUCCAUCCGAGUCCCUGCCACCUUUUUGAUGCCCACCUGCUCUAUACGGUGGCACCCCUUUUGUUUUGGUGUUUGAACAACCGGCUUUGCCUCUGUGUAGUAUCUAACAUGACAAACCCAGCAGUUUUUUUUUUUUCCGAAAAAAAAAUGCCCAUGGACUGCCAGCAUCUGAAGGAGGGUCCCUCUUGUUUACUUCCAUUCACAACGUGCCAUCUUGAAAUCAUGUUCCUAGAGAAGAGAAUGAUUUGAAUCUCCCAACUCUUGCUUUCCAUCUGGAGCAGAUGCUGCAAAUGGGGAGUUUGUGGUGGGUUUAGCUGCCUCCAAAUAAGUAUUUUGUGUGUGUGUGUGUGUUGUCUCAGUUCUCAUAUGGGUUGCAAGAGUUGAUUAUACUGAUGCAUGUUGACUAGUCAUGUGUAAGAAAAACAAAAAUCCACGCAAGAGGAUUAAAAAAAAUACAAGUUCCACAAUUUGUAUUUCUCUAUGUAUUAUUUUUUGGCCAGAAGUAUCUGAAAAUUCUUUUUGGAAUGGGGUGUUUCUGUUUUCUGUUUUGUAUGAAUGUCUGGCAUUCUUAUGUAUGCAGUGCGUCACAUAAGGGGCCAUAGGAUGUGUGGGGUAUGGUACAAAAAAAAAAAAGCGUAUAGCUUCAUAUGUAAAGUUAAUGUAUCUGGCAUUAAAGACUUAUGAAUGGAACAAUU